CUAUUGAACCAAGCAUGCCGUGACUAUGAAAAUGGAGAGAGGCUAUAUGCGCACAUUGAUGACGUUUGUUGUGCAGAGAGAAUCAAGUAAAGACGAACAUUAUUUUACAUUAUGAAGCUUUAUAGUUCCCCAGAACAGUUGAGUGUUUGAGUGCAUGUUUGUAAAUACCACAACUGGAGAAAACAGGAGAAGGUGAGUCCGGGUGAGGAUGACGAUGACUCACGUGGGGGCAGUAUUUGGUGCAGUAAUCGCAGUGAUGGCCAUCCUACUGCACUCCUCCAUUCACAAGAUAGAGGAGGGACACCUAGCUGUUUACUACAGAGGAGGAGCGUUGCUAACCACACCCAAUGGCCCUGGAUACCACAUUAUGAUGCCCUUUCUUACCACCUACAGAUCAGUACAGACGACUCUUCAAACGGAUGAGAUAAAGAAUGUGCCUUGUGGAACUAGUGGGGGAGUGAUGAUCUACUUUGACCGUAUAGAGGUGGUCAACAUGCUGGUGCCCUCGUCUGUGGUGGAUACAGUGAAGAACUAUACCGCUGAUUAUGACAAAACUCUCAUUUUCAACAAGAUUCACCACGAACUCAACCAAUUCUGCAGCGUACACACUCUACAGGAGGUCUACAUCGAGCUGUUUGACAUCAUUGAUGAGAACCUGAAGAUCGCUCUGCAGAAAGACCUCAACUCUAUGGCGCCAGGACUGACGAUACAGGCUGUCCGAGUCACCAAGCCCAAAAUCCCAGAGGCCAUCAGGAGAAACUUUGAGCUCAUGGAGGGGGAGAAGACUCGUCUGUUGGUAACAGUUCAGACUCAGAAGGUCGUGGAGAAGGAAGCCGAGACCGAAAGGAAGAAAGCCAUCAUCGAGGCUCAGAAGGUGGCCGAAGUAGCACAGAUUCAUUUCCAACAGAAGGUGAUGGAGAAAGAGACUGAGAAGAGGAUCUCUGAGAUAGAGGACACUGCGUUCUUGGCAAAAAUGAAGGCCAGGGCUGAUGCGGAGUAUUAUACAGCCGCUAAGUUUGCUGAAGCUAACAGGUUGAAGUUAACACCCGAGUACCUUGAGUUGAUGAAGUACCAGGCGAUAGCAGCCAACAGUAAGAUCUACUUCGGCCAGGACAUCCCUAACAUGUUUGUCGAGGGACACAGCCCUACCCCUACCCAGGAUGCUGAGCCCCCGAAAGCCUCUGAACAGGCCAGACACUAAGAUCUGAGACUAGCUGUCUGUAUGGAAUGUGUGAGUCAUUCCGCUAAUUGGGGUGUGUAAGGCUUUAGUCUCAAUUCUAUCAGCCAGAGGGGGGGGGGGAUUGGGAAAGAGGGAUGGUGAGAGAGAGGAGAGAGAUAGGGGAGAGGAAGGAGUGAUAGAGAAGCAUGGAAGGAGAAAUUCAGAAAAAAUAGUGCAGGGAGAAAGAAAGAGGGAGAGAGCGAGCGGGCGGUCUGUCUACACCUGUGUGUUGAGCAGGCAGUCAGUAAUGCUAAUAUCUGGGCUGGGGUGAGUGUCAGGCAGGUGUCUCCCUGCUUUACAUGUGCAGCUUUGCAUCGGAUGCAACUCUUGGCUUUGUUUUUUGGAAUUGUAUGAUUUUUUUGUAGUUUGAUGCUUUAUGCAAAAUUAUUGAUUUAUAUUUAACUUGAACAUUAAGUUCAGCCUUACUGUCUAAUUUGUUUUUAGCUUAACUAGAAUGUGAAGAAGGCAACACUAAUUCUGAACUAAUGGGGUUCCGGAUCUGAUUCUAAAUGGGGGUGGGUUUACUGGUACUCAGUCUCUUUCUAGUCAUCGACAGCCUGUGUGUGUGAGCAAGAAAAGGUUAUGUGUGUGAGACUGAAUGAGUGAGUGAGAGAGAGAACCAGAAAAGCAGUGUGUGUGUGUGAGCCCAUGCUCCACUCUAACCGCAGAGCAGAUCUAACUGAGCCAGGACAAUGAGACACUACAAACCCUCAGUAUGUCUGUCUGUCGGCACACAUGGGUUGGACUUUUUAUAAGCGCAUAAACACCUGGUGGAACUCCUUAGAACUCUUCUUAGAACCGGUGUGGUUCUAUUAUAACUCUGGGGGUUUGUGGGACUAAGGGCUGCGAGAGGACUGGCUUGUAUUGGCAUUCUUAGCUUAAGGGCUUCUGGGUAGUGUAGUCUUGGUGUGUAUAUUCAGUUGGUAAUCUAGUGUCAGUGGAAUAGUUGUAGUUAGAUGGGUUGAUUCUGAGGCUGGGAUUAAACAAAUGACCUGGGAUCAGUUUGAACUGUAUUUCUCUGAUUAAGGCUGGGCUUAAUUAAUGAUCUAGGAUCAGCUUAAACUGGCUGGCCAAAAGACACUGAAGUCAGACCUGCCCUUAUUAUCUUUCUGUUUACUCUGAAACACCUCCAGUAGGGAAUACAGGACUACUAAUAUAAGGGCUGUUGACUGUUCGCCUGGAACCACUACGCUGUAUAUCUGCUUGUUUGACUGGGCAUCGAUGUAGAAUACAAUUAGCCAUGUGUGGCUGUUGAACGCAGAACCAGACAAACAGGCUCAGACUAAAUUGACACAGGUAGAGCUGAAGGCCGAUUCUAUUUUCACGCUAUCGUUCCGUUCAAACCAAACUGUGCUGGCUCUAAUAUUUUCUUUUCACAUAGUCCAUUUAAACGUUUUCAGCAUGGUUCCAGGCCAACAACUAUGGUUGUGUAACCAGGCCAGCUCAGUACAGCUUUGUUUGACUUCACUCAUUUCGGCUCAGUAGUGUGAAAAGUCCUAGGUAGUGUUGGUAAGUUUAGUUAGUUUGUACUAAUAGGUAGAGAGGUAGCGUUAGUGUUAACUCUCAGGAAAGAGCUUCAGGUGAUAUAUAUAUAUAUAUAUAUAUAUAUAUAUAUAUAUAGUGCUUCUAUAUCCCUAUAUGGUUCUUUAUACAUAAUGGCUGUAGUGCCACCUUCAGUCCCAGAAAUGACAGGCGUAGGAAUUGACAGGCUUACAGAGAUAGACUUCAGUUCAGUAAAGCUACUAGGGUAGUUCAGUAGAUGAACCACCACUAACAGUGAAACUACUCUGGAGGAGUGUAACACAAAGUGGGUUCACAGAGUUAGCCAGCUAACUUUGAUGAACGCUCAGAUAUAGGCUAGCUCUUGAUGUUCUGGUUUGUUAAGAAAGAUCAACGUUUAUCAGUUGUUUGGAAUGUUGAGUGAGUCAGUUACUGUGCCAAUUUCAAGUGUGUAUAUAAACUUGGACAUAUGAAUCCAGAAUAUUUAGGAAAGUUAGCUGGCGAACUCCUUCAAUCCUGCCCUUUGACAUCAUGCUACUGUGCUGCUGUUUACUUGAUCUCACCAAUCUUUCUCCUACGGCACUUGUGGCAGUUUAAAUUAGAAAAUGCAGAAAAGGAUGGUAUUCAAUUUGUUAUUAAAAUAAUUAACAUGUUUUUGUGAAUGUUACUUUUGUACAAUUUUCAUAAUUUGAACGGUCUUAUUUUGAAAGAUUCAUAUGCAAAUAAGUUUUGACAAUGUUCGAAUAUAUGUAAAAUAAAACCUAUUUUGAUACCACAA
Messenger RNA from Coregonus clupeaformis (lake whitefish), 3497 nucleotides. It is a transcript of the gene erlin1, whose product is annotated as ER lipid raft associated 1. Gene Ontology annotation, molecular function: cholesterol binding; ubiquitin protein ligase binding. NCBI's taxonomy places the organism in Eukaryota, Metazoa, Chordata, Actinopteri, Salmoniformes, Salmonidae. Gene Ontology annotation, biological process: SREBP signaling pathway. Gene Ontology annotation, cellular component: endoplasmic reticulum; endoplasmic reticulum membrane. The transcript is spliced from 12 exons. Bases 209 to 1201 code for a protein of 330 amino acids. The record is from RefSeq and is a predicted model, not a curated record.